AUGUCCCUCCGCCGCGUCCUCCGCAUUAACAAGAACAAUUUCCCUCUCUCAAAGCGUCACAUGGUCUCUUUACCCGACUUGGACAGAUUCACCAAGUCGAACCUGAAUCCGAAGGCGACCAUCGAUGAGCGUCCUAUAUCUCUACGCUUCCGAGUCAGCUCACUGAUCGAGCUUUGUCAGUUGCAAGAGGCGGAAGGAAUCUCGAGGCUAGCUGUCACGGAAAAGUAUCGCGGCUUGGAUUCGGAUUCGGAGAAGAAGACCAUGCGCAACGAAAUCAUCGCCGCCAUGUGUGCCGCCAAAAGGCACGACGACGCAAUCGCUCUGUACUACUGCUUCUUAAGGGAACCUUCACUCGGAUCCUCCGCAAUCAAGCUAUGCAGUCCCUUCUUGUUUAAUCGUCAUUGUGUAAAUGCCGACACCAUCAGGUUGUUGACCAAAGUCUUGGUCGACGCCGGGAGGAUCGACGACGCUCACAUCUUUGUAAAGGGUAGAAGAGAGCUCAGUGACUCGGUGGCAUACAGCUAUCUCAUCCGCGGCUUCUUGGAUCUAGGGAACAAGGACAAGGCUUAUGAAUUAGUUGAUGAAAUGAACCGAACCUCUGACGAUGGUCCCGGCAGAAGAAGAGCGGUCGUGGAUGCUACAUUUAUGGACUACUGGUUCAAGCAAGGCGAGGACGAGAAAGCUAUGGAGAUUUACAGGUCUCGGGAAGGGGAAGAAGUAGUGUGUGCGGCCACUGGGAAUACCCUUUUGGAGAUGUUGCUCGACAACGGUAAGCAAGCAGAGGCUUGGAAGCUCUUCCACUCCAUGAUAACCAAUUCCAACACCUUUGACAGAGAGACCUUCGUUACUAUGGUGAAUGCGUGUUUCAAGCUGGGGCUUUUCAAGGAAGCCCUCGAGACUUUCAAGAGGCCCGAGUUGACCAGGUCCUCUCGGUGUUACGCUAACAUCAUUGCAAACUUCUGCGAUCGCGGGAUGAUGUCUCAAGCACAAGAUUUGUUUGCGGAAAUGUGCUCUGCCCACUGCGUGUGUCCUCCUGAUGUCCCUACGUUUAGAUCCAUGAUCAAUGGAUAUGCUAAGGUUGGGAGAGUCGAUGAUGCUAUAGAGAUGUUGAAAAAGAUGGUCGAUGCAACUCUCCUCAAGUUUGCUGUUCAAGAGGCCCGUUAG
Molecule: messenger RNA, 1164 nt
Organism: Microthlaspi erraticum
Lineage: Eukaryota; Viridiplantae; Streptophyta; Magnoliopsida; Brassicales; Brassicaceae
Source: the annotation of a GenBank genome assembly